ACUCGAAACGUUUUUUUCAACUAUCCGAGCUUUAAGCGGAGAACCGGCCGAGUCUCCGCGCUCCUGCUGUCCAGGCCGCCGCGGUUCUGUUUCUCCUGUCCGACUGUGCGUCGCUGCCUGCCGGUCCCAGCGAUCCAGACCCGCUGCUAUUAAUGAGGCUGAGAGGAGACGACGCUGUGGUGGCGCGACGCAACCACAAACCUGUCUAAGAUAUGAGUCUUUCUCCAGUCCGGAGGAACCAUCGCGGCCGAGCUGUUGCUGCUGGGAGUCGGGGCUAACAGCUGAGACUUCUGGACCGGUGAGACAUCCUGAUCCAGUCGGGCCACCGUGUCAUUUUGCGCAAGAACUGUUAUGACUGGCUUCUAGACAACCCCCUUGUUUUGAAGCAGCACCGUGGGCUUUACUGCUGAGGAUUUAUUGGAUUAAGACAUCCUAAAAGCAGGAGUUUGAAGCCUCUGCAUCAGUGCCAUGAAUCAGCCUGGACAACAGCUGCUACCCACAUAGAGGUCGCUUUACCUCUCUUUCCAUUAGCUUUGAUCUAGACGAUGCUGGGAAUGUGUCGCGGGCGCAGGAAGUUCCUGGCGGCUUCCCUCGCCCUGCUCUUCAUCCCAGCACUCACCUGGCUUUACCUGUCAGUCGGGAGCUUUCAAGUGAAGCCCCUCCCCCUGUCUCCAUUGGAAACCCAAUCAUCAGCGCCGGUGGGCGGAGCCGGUGAGCAGCAGGCCUUAGAGCUGCGGGUCCGGGCGGUGGAGGAAGAGAACCGGGCACUGCGCCGGGAGCUCAGCCGGCCACCCAGGAGCCCGUCUGCACGCCUUCCUAAUGGUGGUCACCAUGGCAACCAAAGUCGAACCCAUUCAGAGGAGGGCACCGGCGACAAUGAAGGCCAGAAAGUUGCUGCAGUGGGAAACAGCUCGGACUGUGUGCAGCAGCCAGCGGUGGAUAAGUGUGAGACCAUCCACGUGGCCAUCGUAUGUGCAGGUUACAACGCCAGUCGGGACGUGGUGACACUGGUUAAGUCUGUCCUUUUUCACAGGCGGAAUCCACUACAUUUCCAUUUCAUCACAGACUCCAUUGCUCAGCAGAUCCUGUCCUCUCUGUUCCAUACCUGGAUGGUUCCUGCCGUCAGGGUCAACUUCUAUGACGCAGAUGAGCUGAAGUCUGAAGUGUCGUGGAUCCCCAACAAACAUUACUCAGGAAUCUAUGGCCUGAUGAAGCUUGUGCUCACUAAGACGCUGCCGUCCGACCUGCAGAGAGUCAUCGUCCUGGACACAGACAUUACAUUUGCCACAGACAUUGCUGAACUCUGGGCCGUCUUCCACAAAUUCAAAGGCCAGCAGGUUCUGGGUUUGGUGGAGAACCAGAGUGACUGGUACCUGGGGAACCUGUGGAAGAACCAUCGACCCUGGCCGGCUCUGGGCAGAGGCUUCAACACUGGGGUGAUAUUGCUUCUCCUGGAUCGUCUCCGGAAGCUGCGAUGGGAGCAAAUGUGGAGACUGACUGCAGAGAGGGAACUAAUGAGCAUGCUGUCCACCUCCCUGGCAGACCAGGACAUCUUCAAUGCUGUGAUCAAACAAAACCCGUUCCUGAUUCACCAGCUGCCCUGCUUCUGGAAUGUCCAGCUGUCCGACCACACCCGCUCCGAGAAGUGCUACAAAGAUGUGUCAGACCUCAAGGUGAUCCACUGGAAUUCUCCAAAGAAGCUGCGAGUGAAGAACAAGCAUGUGGAGUUUUUUCGGAAUCUCUAUCUAACCUUUCUGGAGUACGAUGGCAACCUGCUUCGACGUGAGCUGUUCGGCUGCCCCAGCGAGGCCGACCACAACAGUGAGAACCUCCAGAAGACUCUGUCAGAGUUGGACGAAGAUGAUCCUUGCUAUGAGUUUCGUCGAGAGCGAUUCACUGUCCACCGCACGCACCUCUACUUCCUCCACUAUGAGUAUGAACCCAGCUCUGACAACACGGACGUCACUCUAGUCGCCCAGCUGUCCAUGGACAGGCUCCAGAUGUUGGAGGCCAUCUGUAAGCACUGGGAAGGCCCCAUCAGCCUGGCCCUGUACCUCUCUGAUGCUGAGGCCCAGCAGUUCCUGCGCUAUGCUCAGGGCUCCGAGGUGCUGAUGAGCCGCGGGAAUGUUGGUUACCACAUCGUCUACAAAGAGGGACAGUUCUACCCGGUCAACCUGCUGCGAAAUGUGGCCAUGCGGCAGGUCAACACACCCUACAUGUUCCUAUCAGACAUCGACUUCCUGCCCAUGUAUGGCCUCUAUGAGUACCUCAGGAAGUCAGUUGUGCAGCUGGACAUGGCCAACACCAAGAAAGCUCUGGUGGUUCCAGCCUUUGAGACGCUGCGAUAUCGUCUGUCUUACCCAAAGUCCAAGGCUGAGUUGCUCUCUCAGCUGGACAUGGGCACACUCUUCACCUUCAGGUACCAUGUGUGGACUAAAGGCCACGCUCCUACUAACUUUGCCAAAUGGCGGACAGCCACCACACCCUACAGGGUGCAGUGGGAAGCCGACUUUGAGCCCUACGUCAUGGUGAGGAGGGACAGUCCUGAGUACGACCGCCGCUUCGUGGGGUUUGGUUGGAAUAAGGUGGCUCACAUCAUGGAACUGGAUGCACAGGAAUACGAGUUCGUGGUUCUGCCCAAUGCCUACAUGAUCCACAUGCCUCACGCGCCCAGCUUCGACAUCACCAAGUUCCGCUCCAACAAGCAGUACCGCGUCUGCCUCAAGACCCUGAAGGAGGAGUUCCAGCAGAACAUGUCACGGCGUUACGGCUUUGCCGCCCUAAAAUACAUGACAGCUGAGAACAACAGCUAGCCACCACUGCAGACCCUCACACCCCCAACCCUGAACUACUGACACCCUCCGUGGGCUGGGGAGGAGGGGGCACAGGACACGGACAGCCCAUGUGGGGCCAUCAGGAUACUUUUAGACUUGAGUCCCCGGACUUUGUUAGAACGUUUGACCCUCAGUUGGGGACUGCAGGGGUCUUUUUGUCCAUUCUUUGUCCUCUGCUGUGGACGCAAGGGAUACUCCAGAAGGAGAUCUCUUUUGCCAGGAUGUCAAAGUUCGUCUUUCACAACAUGAGUGACUGCUGGGUCUCGGUCCUGGCUGUGUGGGCCCUGACAUCUGCAGACAAAGGAAAGCAGACAUUCAAUGCCUUGCCAUAUUUGUAAGACCAGUGACAGAAUUGCGGGCUGUAACAUAAUUGUGUGUGUGUGUGUGUGUGUGUGUGUGUGUGUGUGUGUGU
Messenger RNA from Chelmon rostratus (copperband butterflyfish), 3246 nucleotides. RefSeq names its product LARGE xylosyl- and glucuronyltransferase 1 (gene large1). Bases 546 to 2813 code for a protein of 755 amino acids. Gene Ontology annotation, molecular function: xylosyltransferase activity; glucuronosyltransferase activity. The record is from RefSeq and is a predicted model, not a curated record. NCBI's taxonomy places the organism in Eukaryota, Metazoa, Chordata, Actinopteri, Chaetodontiformes, Chaetodontidae. Gene Ontology annotation, biological process: protein O-linked glycosylation via mannose. The transcript has 15 exons.